UAUUUCUACAUCAACUUCACACACAUGGGUCAGAAACGACCCACACAAAUUUGCUGAAUCAUUUGGUGUCAACUGCGUCUGUGACAUUUGCUCCCUGUAGUAUGGCUGUUCGCAGAUUUACUGCUGAGAUGGUUGCAGCAAUGAUUCAGGAAGAAUUAAAUGAGGAAGAUGAAGAGGCAAUUUGUUCUGAAUCCGAGUCAGAAAAUUCUGACGAUGAUGACCCAGAAUAUGGAGUUGUGGGUGUGUCUGGGGAUCCAGCACUCCUACAUGAAGACUCCUCUGAUAGAAAAGACGACUCAUCUGGUGACUCCUCAGAGGAGGAAACUCAGACUCAGUCCAGUAGACUGAGUAAAAAUGGGUCUUACUGGAAUGAGAACCCCCCCACUCAUGGCAGAACAAGAAGCCAUAAUAUCCUGAGGAGCUGCCCAGGACCUACACCUGGAUCAACAGCUGUCUCACCUAAAGAUGCCUGGGAUAUGUUCAUUACUGACAAUAUCAUUGAAGAGAUUUUGAAAUGCACCAAUUUAGAGGGACGAAGAAUAGCCACAGCAAAAGGGAAAGAGUGGAGAAGCAUCAAUAAAGAGGAAUUCAUGGCCUUUAUUGGUUUGACCCUCCUUGCAGGAGGGGAGAAGAGCUGGGAUGUGGCCUUGCGGGAGCUGUUUAUGGAUCCGCUCCAAAAUCCCAUUUACAAAGCCACCAUGAGCACUGGGAGAUAUGAAGAUAUCCGCCGUGUCAUACGGUUUGACGACAAGAGGACCAGGGCUCUGCGACAGGAAACAGACCACAUGGCGGCAUUUAGGUACGUGUGGGGCUGUUUCCUGGACAACUGCAGAAGACGGUUCAUCCCCAGUGACUGUGUCACCAUAGAUGAGCAGCUUGUGCCAUUCCGAGGCAGGUGUAAGUUCAGGCAAUACAUGCCCAGCAAGCCCGCAAAGUACGGGAUAAAAAUCUUCUGGAUGUGCGAUGCAAGGGUACCCUAUGCAAUAGAUGGAACUGUCUAUACAGGGAGACAGCCAGGACAGGAAGUUCAGAGGAACCUUGGGGAGAGUGUCGUCCAACAAUUGUGUAGCGGAAUAAGGCAGACAGGUCGCAACAUCACAAUGGACAACUUUUUCACUAGUGUCCCUCUGGCUAAGAAGCUCCUCGAGAAGAACCUGACCAUUGUUGGGACUCUUCGCCAGAACAAGCCAGACAUACCACCUGUCAUGAAGCCAUCCAAAUCACGGGAGAUUCAUAGCUCAGAAUUUGGAUUCAGUGGCAACAUGACCAUGGUGAGCUAUGUGCAGAAGAAGGGAAAGGCUGUUGUCCUCCUGAGCACCAUGCAUGAUGACAAGGCAGUGGAUGACAGUCGAAAGAAGAAACCAGAAAUGAUCCAGUACUACAACAAGACAAAAGGAGGAGUGGACACAAUGGAUCAGAUGGUUAGCAACUAUUCAUGUAAGCGGAGAACCUCGAGGUGGCCCCUAGUUCUCUGGUACAAUAUGCUGGAUGUUGCCACCCUCAAUGCCUACACCAACUUCACCACACAACACCCUGAUUACAUGGGUGGUGUGAACAAUGCACGUCGGCUAUUCAUCAAGGAGCUGGGCAAAGAGCUUGUUAUGCCACAUAUGAAGAGGCGCAUGGAGGGCACACCCAAACUCCAGAGGCAUAUCGUUGAAGCAAUGGAAAGAUGUGGGGUAAAAAAAAAAAACCCAGCCACCACCCAGUCACAAGAAGCCAUCCGGCAAGAGGGCCAAAGGAAGAGGAAGAGGUGCUCGAUCUGCCCUGUCUCCAAGGACAGAAAGGUCAGCAGCUGGUGUUCCCAGUGCACCAGGCCUGUUUGCAAGGAGCACAAACAUGUGGUUGUCAUUUGUGAGCAAUGUAAAUAUUGAGGUGGCAAUUAUUGGUCUUGUUAUGUGGUCUUGUUAAGUUGUAUUGUAUUUUGUUAGGUCACAUUUCACCAGUUUACAGUUCAGUUCAGUUAUCUGUUACCAGAGUUAUGUGUCAUGGUUGUCAUGGUUGAUUCCUGCUUCCUAGUUUCCUACCCACCAAUCUGUGUUCUCCUCACUCCCCCUCACACCUGUCCCUCCCCCUUUUGGAUUUUUCCUGUAAUCUUUUUUUGUUUAUAUAAAAGAUGCUUUGGUCAACCCGUCUCAGCCUAUAUCUUCAAAAUUGAAUGACUUCAUGCUGUAAUAAUCAUAAUAAUACUUAUUAUGAUUAUUAUUAUUAUUAUUAUUAGUAGUAGUAGUAGUAGUAGUAGUAGUAGUAUGAAGUAAUUUAAUUUUAAAUCACACCGGGAUGAAUGGGUCAUUUUUGACCCAUGUGUGUAAAUUUGAUGUCGUAAUAUAAAAUCAAUUUUUGUUCAUUAAGUAUGAAAGGAAAAAUGGAAGAAUGAUCAGUGGUAAUCAAAAACAA
Acanthopagrus latus (yellowfin seabream) is the source of this 2397-nucleotide messenger RNA. Its product is annotated as piggyBac transposable element-derived protein 4-like. Bases 102 to 1874 code for a protein of 590 amino acids. The record is from RefSeq and is a predicted model, not a curated record. NCBI's taxonomy places the organism in Eukaryota, Metazoa, Chordata, Actinopteri, Spariformes, Sparidae. The transcript has 3 exons.